CGCCGAAAACAGCCGAGGGGAAAAUGUCCGGAUACCGACAUUUUCAUGACGUGUAUAUUUUUCAUUUUAACCAUUUCAAAAUUGGAUUUUUUUUAUCCUCGGGAUAGGAUUUACCCCAAACCCCCCCCCUAUUUGUACGCCACUGUGUCAUAAUUAUUAUACUUAUUGGCUAUACUAAUACUAAAUAGUAAAUCCACUACGUAUAACAUACGAACAAACGGUAAUAACUAUAAUAUUAUAAUAAUAACAAUUAUUAAUAUAGACUAUAGUAUUAUACCCUGUGCCCUGUCGUAAUAAUUAUUAAUAAUAAUAUAAAAAUCUACCUGUUAUCGUUGACUAUAAUUAUUUUAUCUCGUGACAGCAGUCAGUGGUCACACUGAAUCGUUGGCAGCAGUAAUAAGUAUUAAGUUGCAGUCAUACACUCGGACGGUUCCAUCGGCAGACCGAAGGGCGUCGAAAAUAAUAAUAUUCAUACUUUCGGAAAUGCUUUGGCUCAAUAACUUUUUAUUCCAUGCGUGUCACUACUGAAUCAAAAUGUAAAAUAUUGCUGACACACGUCCAGUCACCCACCACCAAAUUAUUUAAUAUUUAUCAUUUUCGCCAUGGCCCAUUGGAAUUAUCUUUCCUCCGUCCUCCGUCGGGUUAAUGUCUUUCUUUUCGCUUUUAUGACAGUGAGCAGCUGACGAAGAUCGUUCAUAAACGUUACGCAGAUAUUGAAUGAACGUCUUGCAGAUUUUCGGCAUUAAUAAUUCGCUAACGACGUUUCAUCGCGUUAUAAUUCGACAAAUACGAAAAAUAAAUAAUAAUUUAGAAUGUCCGUCAAUAUCUUCUCAAAGACAACCAUGUCAGCCAAUGAUAAGAUUCGAAAACUUUGUCGAAUAUGUGGUGAUGUUGGUUCCAUUAAUAUAUUUGGAUCAUUAGGACAGUCAUUAGAUUUAUCUGAAAAGAUAAAUACACUAUUGCCAAUACAUAUAGCACUUAACGACCGUCUUUCAAUAAUGGCUUGUGAUGCUUGUGUCAAUCAAAUAACUACAAUGAAUCGAAUAGUGGGAAUAGCUAUUCAUACCAACGAGUUGAUGAUCAAACUACUAGAAAAAAAAGAUAGUACUUUUCAAGAAAGGAUGCUGAAACUUUGUCGUAUCUGUGGAAAUCCUGGAUUGUUGCAUAUUUACAAUCAACUUAAUGAAAAUUCGCCGAACUUAGCUGAUAAGAUGAACUCAUUUUUAAUGCUUAAAGUGUCUCCUGCUGAUCAGCUAUCACUGAAAAUUUGUCAAAGUUGUUUUAACCAAGUAGAAGAUGUGUACCCUCUAUUUGAAUAUUGUCAUAACACUACACAACUAAUGUCGACGAUUGUUGGAAACAUACCACAGGAUAAUAUGAAAGUUGAAAAUGCCUCGUUAGAAAUGUCUGAAACCUUUCAAGACAAUUUUAUCGAAUUUGAUAUUAAUGAAGUAAUAAUCCAAGAAAAUAACAAUAAAGAGAAUGAGUUUGGCAAUAUUAUGAAGGAACAUGAUACUGAAAAUAUCAUACAUACAACCCGUAAUACUUUUAGAAGUACAAAUCAAAUACAAUGUUUACGUUGUACAAAUAUUUUUACCUGUGGUACAGAAUUGAGACGCCAUAUUCUGUUGAACCAUAACUUGAAAGACUUGGAUUGUCAUCAUUGUUUUCGUCGCUGUUCCAAUUUAUUGGAAUUUGAAAACCAUGUAAAAUUACAUUUUAAAGCUGAACACCCAUACUAUCCGUGUGAUUUAUGUUUGAUCAGCCUCAACAGUUUGGCAAGUCUUAUACUCCACAUUAAGACACAUGACAUACCACAUUCCAAAGAGUGGGCACUUAUUUACAACCUAUCUGGUAAAUCUACAUCUUUUAGCUGUAAAUAUUGUAAUAAGAUUUUUAUACAUGAAGCAUCAAGGCAAAUCCAUGAGCGUAUUCAUUUUACAUGCUUAAUAUGUGAGACAUGCGGUAAACAAUUGCCAAACAAGUCUCAGUUGAGCGUACAUCAGCGACAACAUACCGGGGAAAGGCCUUACCAGUGUAUGAACUGUGGUUCUUCGUUUAAAUGCUUGUCAACAUUACGCCAGCAUGAAGUUGUACACUAUGAAAAAAAAUACAGCUGUGAAGUCUGUCUGCGUAAGUUUAGCCGGCCAGAAAAGGUUCGUAUACACAUGAGAGUACACACGGGGGAAAAGCCCUACAAAUGUUUGAUAUGCCAUAAAAAUUAUCAACAGAAAAACGAUUUAAAUCGUCAUAUAAAGAAGAAACAUGAGGAGAAUUACGCUAUGAACAAUAUCAGACAAAAUUUGUUUUAAAAAUUUAAUUAACUCAAUUUUUCAAAUAAUCAAAUUAUUGGUUACA
This is a messenger RNA of Acyrthosiphon pisum (pea aphid), 2358 nucleotides long. Its product is annotated as zinc finger protein 724-like. Gene Ontology annotation, molecular function: DNA-binding transcription activator activity, RNA polymerase II-specific; RNA polymerase II cis-regulatory region sequence-specific DNA binding; zinc ion binding. The record is from RefSeq and is a predicted model, not a curated record. The coding region runs from base 813 to 2312 and encodes 499 amino acids. Gene Ontology annotation, cellular component: nucleus. Lineage: Eukaryota; Metazoa; Arthropoda; Insecta; Hemiptera; Aphididae. The transcript is spliced from 8 exons. Gene Ontology annotation, biological process: regulation of transcription by RNA polymerase II.